Molecule: messenger RNA, 7382 nt
Organism: Oxyura jamaicensis (ruddy duck)
Lineage: Eukaryota; Metazoa; Chordata; Aves; Anseriformes; Anatidae
Gene: XKR4
Product: XK related 4
Exons: 3
Coding region: 160-2154 (664 amino acids)
Biological process (GO): phosphatidylserine exposure on apoptotic cell surface; engulfment of apoptotic cell; apoptotic process involved in development
Cellular component (GO): plasma membrane
Source: RefSeq, a predicted model, not a curated record
GGCGCGGGGCGCGGAGCAGGGGCCGCGGGGAGCGGCGGGGCCGCGGCGGAGGGCGGGAGGCAGGAGGCAGGAGGAGGAGGAGGAGGAGCAGGGGGAGGCGCGGGAUAAAGGAGCGCCCGGCGCUCCCGCUCGCUCUCCGGCGGGGCCGAGGGAGGCAUCAUGGCCGCGAAGUCGGACGGGCGGCGGAAGAUGAAGAAGGGCGGCGAGGUGGCGUUCACGCCGCUGCAGAACUCGGAGCACUCGGGCUCCGUGCAGGCGCUGGCCCCGGGGCUGCCCGCCGGCUCCGGGCCGGGCGGCGGCAGCGACGACGACGAGGCUCCCGGGGGCGGCUGCUGCAGCGGCGGCGGCGGGGACGGCUCGGGCGGCGGCUCCCGCUGCUGCUGCUGCUGCUGCUGCGGCGGCGGCAGAGGAGGAGACGGCGGCGGGGGCGGCGGCGGGGGCUCGCGGGGCUCGGGCGGGGGCUCGUCCUCGCUGUGCCUGCGGCUGGGCAGGGAGCAGCGGCGCUACUCGCUGUGGGACUGCCUCUGGAUCCUGGCCGCCCUGGCCGUGUACUUCGCGGACGUGGGCACCGACAUCUGGCUGGCGGUCGACUACUACCUGCGGGGCCAGCGCUGGUGGUUCGGGCUCACGCUCUUCUUCGUGCUGCUGGGUUCACUCUCCGUGCAGGUCUUCAGCUUCCGCUGGUUCGCGCACGACUUCAGCACGGAGGACAGCACCGCAGCCGCCGCCGCCGCCGCCGCCGGGCACUGCCCCGGGGCCGAGAGCAAGCUGCUGGUGAGCAGCAGCUCGGCGGCCGCGGACAUCGACGCCGCCCGGCCCUGCACGCCGCAGCGGCAGGCGUCCACCGCCAGCAAGAGCAACGCCACCAACAGCAGCAGCAGCGGCAGCAGCAACGCCGCCGGCAGCGGCCCCGCCGGCAACCGCGGCGGCAGGUCGGCGUCGUGCGCUUUCUGCGUCUGGCUCCUGCAGUCGCUCGUCCACAUCCUGCAGCUCGGGCAGGUCUGGAGGUAUUUCCACACUAUAUAUUUGGGUAUCCGGAGUCGACGGAGUGGAGAGAAUGACAGAUGGCGGUUUUAUUGGAAAAUGGUGUAUGAGUAUGCAGAUGUGAGUAUGCUGCAUUUGCUAGCCACGUUUCUGGAAAGUGCACCACAGCUGGUCCUGCAGCUCUGUAUUGUUGUGCAGACUCGUACACUUCAGGCUCUCCAAGGUCUUACUGCUGCAGCAUCUCUCGUAUCCCUAGCCUGGGCUCUGGCUUCCUACCAAAAGGCUCUCCGUGACUCCCGUGAUGACAAGAAACCCAUCAGUUAUAUGGCUGUUAUAAUCCAGUUUUGCUGGCAUUUCUUCACCAUUGCAGCAAGGGUCAUUACUUUUGCUCUGUUUGCCUCAGUUUUCCAGCUGUACUUUGGGAUCUUCAUCGUGCUCCACUGGUGCAUCAUGACCUUCUGGAUCGUCCACUGCGAGACAGAGUUUUGCAUCACCAAAUGGGAGGAGAUAGUUUUCGACAUGGUUGUUGGGAUAAUCUAUAUCUUCAGCUGGUUCAAUGUCAAGGAAGGAAGGACACGCUGUAGGCUUUUCAUUUACUAUUUUGUGAUCCUUUUGGAAAACACCGCCUUGAGUGCUCUCUGGUAUCUGUACAAGGCUCCACCAAUCUCUGAUGCAUUUGCCAUACCAGCACUGUGCGUAGUGUUCAGCAGCUUUUUAACAGGCAUUGUUUUUAUGCUAAUGUACUAUGCCUUCUUUCAUCCCAACGGACCAAGGUUUGGGCAGUCACCAAGCUGUGCUUGUGAGGACCCUGCAGCUGCCUUCACCCUACCCACAGAAGUGGCAACAAACACUCUUCGGUCCAUCUCCAACAACCGGAGUGUCACGAGUGAACGGGAUCAAAAAUUCGCGGAGCGGGAUGGGUGUGUGCCUGUGUUUCAGGUGAGACCCACUGCACCAUCCACACCUUCAUCCCGGCCACCAAGGAUUGAGGAGUCAGUCAUUAAAAUCGACCUGUUCAGGAACAGGUACCCAGCCUGGGAGAGACACGUGUUGGACAGAAGCCUGAGGAAGGCGAUCUUGGCAUUUGAAUGUUCCCCUGCUCCUCCACGGCUACAGUAUAAAGAUGAUGCCCUCAUCCAGGAGCGCUUGGAAUAUGAAACCACAUUAUAAAUGAAACAAAAACACAGCUUGAAGAAGCUCUGGCAUUACAGUCCCAGUUAGGGGUUGAUGGUAGGGCUGUAGGAUUAACUAAACUGCAUACUACAAGUAGAGCAGCAAGCUGUAGUGUUCUUAGUCUGGCUACCAUCAUGAUUAUCAUUUGAUCCACUGUGUGCAGUCUAUCUGCAGGACACUGGUACAGCAGCAUCACCUGAAAGCCUCAAAAAACAAACAAACAAAAAAAAAACACUGACCCACACAUAGAGAUUGGUUACUCCAUCUGGGAAAACUCACCCAUGAGUCAUUGCUGCUAUGAAACUGACUGCACAGUACUUACAAGCAAACCAAUAAGGAGGCUCUGACCAGAGCUUUCAACUUUAACCAGUAGUGCAUUUUAUUUUAGAAAUGAAUGAUUGAUAUUUGCAUAAUCAAUGGAAAAACAAACAAACAAACAAACAAAAACUUUUCAAAAAUAACAAAACUAUAGCACAUAAUGUUGCUGUUAUUAAAACUGGUUUCUGGGAAAAAAAAUAGGAGCAUAAUAGUCUUCAACAUCCCAUAAAUAGACCAUUCAGGUUAGAAUAGGUUUGCAAAAUAGUUCUUAAUUAAAAAGAUACAUCAUCAUCUUUGUAAGGUUAUAAAUGGAAAAUAAACUAAAUUCUGAUCAAUUAGCUCAUAAACAUAGAUGCCACCAGAACUGUUUGUUUUCUGUGGAAUUUCAAAGUCUUUUUAACUGCAAUUUAAGUUCUUUAUGUUGCUUUCAACAGAAAUCCUAUGCAGCUCACUUAUGGUUUUCAGGAGAAAUAAGGAGCUCUAGCACGUAGUGAUGUAAAUUAAAUGAUAAUCAUGAUUCAGUGUUCAAUUUGCAAAAAAUAUAUAUAUAUGUAAAAGAACAGGGAAGUAUAGUUUUCAUAUUCUAAACUUUUUGGAGGACCCCAUUCAGAUAUUUCAGAAGAAAUUACAAGGAGAUGAACACACUGAAACUUCUUUCUGUUUCAAGACUGUGAAUGCAUGAUUCAGUGUGUGAAUGUAUGCAGGGGUGACAAGAGACUGUGACAUGCCAUACCCUUCUAGUGCCAAACAUUGUAUAACUGCAAGACUGAUAUUGCCUGAGGGACAGAUAAUACGUGGCAUGAGCCCUACGAGACCAAGAAGCGGGAAAGAGAGAUCCAGUUCUCAACGUGUAGAGACAGCUCUGUUUUUUCCCACCCAAGGUGAAAGUGAUGUCUUUUAAAGGCUUUCAGCCACCUCUUAGUAAGUAUAUUCAGUGAAGUAUGAUAUAACCAAGCUAUGUGGAAGACCCUCUUCUGCCUGUUCAAGACUUGUUUCCAGAUAUGUCUAAAAAUUACAUUGAAUCUCUUGUAAUAGAGUGCUUUUGCUGCAAGCUUUUGGGUUUUAAAUACCUCCCUAAAUCUAGUCAAUGGUAUCCUUCUUUAUGUUAAAAGUAUCCCCUGAUGGUGCUUUCAGAUGCAUUAAAGGUGCAAGUCAAAAUUUGAUAGUAUUUUUUUUAAAGCUGGUGCAGAGUGAAAAACUCAUGAAUUAUUUCAAUAUUUUUGUAAAGUAAAAAUAUGAUAUAAAAAGGUUACUUUUUAUAAACCUCAAAUCUUUUAAUACAUUUCAUUCUCUUUAUAGCUUAGAUUUUAAGAAUUGGUCCAUGAAUUUUAUCAACUAGCUUCUGCAGGUUGAUACAAACCUGGUUUUCACAUUAUGGAUUUGUUUUGCAGUGUAAUGUCAUAUGAAAGCCUACAUGGGUACUUUUAGAAAACUCCAUAAACCGUGGAUCUUGCUUCUAAUGAAAGUGGCUUGUAAAGACACCAAGCAAUUCCAUAAGAAACAAUUUGCUAUAACUAUUUCCAACCGUUUUAGGAAAGCGAAGCAGAACUGAAGAGUUACUGUUUUAAAUGGCAUUGUCAGGAUGGAGAAGACCUGAUGACUGGUACUUUAAUCUUCACUGUCAGGUAUAUUCAGUGUAGUCACUGCUGUAUAUGCUGCUGGGUAAAAUUCAGCCUUUCCUGUUAUUAAUAUUUGUACUAUGAAAGAGCAGAGGUUACACACCUUUGUUUAUUUGUAUGCGUUCAAUUAGCCAUUUUUAAUGUUGACUUUUUUUAAUUAGUGAAGUGUUCAAUAUCUGUUGAUUUUUGCUGGGGCGAGUUCCUCAAAAAAAAAAAAAAAAAAAAAAUCUGUAGAAGUGCAGGAACUUGCAAGCCUAAAGGAACUUUGUGCAGAUCAGAAAACACUCAUCUUUGAAGGGUUUCUUAGGUAUUUUAGAAUUAAGCAGUGGCCAGCUGCCUCUAUAAUCAUUUUUAAAUAAAAUAAUUAUUUGAUAGUUCAAACCCAAAGCUUUGUACAAAGUGAUUGCCCUUCUCGCCAUGCAGAUAUGUUUGAUUGUACAGAGAAAAGCUCUCAUGUUUUUUCAAAAAAUAAUAAUAAUAAUAAUAAUAUACCACUGCAAGAAUUGCUUUAAAAAAGGAUUUGGGGAGCAAACCCUUUGUCCAGACAAAUUUGGUAGAACCUUCACUCCAGAAUCCAAUGCUGGGUCACACAAAGAAAUUGCCAUUUUCCUUUGCAAACAAAGCAAAUUGUAAGCUUUGUAAUCCAAGGUGUGAGGGUUUCUUUUGUAAACUGUUCUAUAUAUUUGCUACUUCUUUAGUAACUUAGGAAUGCUAGCAUGAGUGAGGCACCAUGGGCAGUGCUCUCACUCCACAUGGGCUCUUGUGUCCCUCUGGCACCUCCUGGGGAGAGGGGCAACAUCACAGCUACCAGCAAGCCUUGUCCUCUUCUGAUGUCCUUCUUAACCUGUCUCACUGUUCCUUGGAGAUGUAAGCCCUUUGGCUGGGGCUAACAGAACUGAAGAAACAUUGCUUAAUGCCGAAUUUAAAGAGUUACAGUCUGGAACAGUGCUUGCACUGCACGGUUUCUGAAGGUUUGGGGUGUUUUUGUUUGAUUUUCUCUCAUUUGGUUUUGGAAGGAAGGACACAGGGGCAUUAUUAGUUCAUUUGCUUGUUAAUAUCUACCAUUUACUUUCCUUACCUUCCCAUCAUUUUAAUUUUUUUUUUUAAAUUUUUUAGUAAAGUUUGUAAAUUUAUCUCAAGCAAAAUACUGCAGGUUCUGAGUGCACGGCGCCACAUGUGGCAAUACAUAUACGCAGUGGCAGUACGCAUACACAGCUUGUCUUCUGAAUGCAGUCUGCAAAGGGGAGAAGUCAUUUUAUAAAGAGUCAAAAUCUGUUCUCCAAAAUCUUGCUCAGUUAUGUUUGUAAUGCCAGUGAUACUUGCGCUGAGAACAGGACGGCCAUCAUAAUCUUAAUGUUCAGAUGACUAUGUGGAUAGUUUCCUGAUUUGCUUUGCUGUGAACAGCCACCUUACAGGCUGUAAGAAUUUUUAUAGAGUUUGCCAAGAUUAAACAUAGUCCACGCUGAAAUCCCACGAUGGCCUUAUGGACAGUUAAUCAAUAUGCACUAUUCUUUUUAACACAGACAAUUUUAAGGUCUAUCAAUAAAAUUCAAUUAAGACAGCAAUAGCAAAUAAAUAAAUAAAUAAAUAAAAUAACUUCUGUUUUUGAAAUAAUGGGAAAAAAAAUCAGGUCUUUUAAAUUCCAUUACAGAUUAACAGGAAAAUUAAAAGGUUCGUAAUUACAUUCUGGUAAAUAAAAGCAAUCACUUCUCUUUGUUAGAAGCAAAUAUCAUGUAAGUGUUGUCCUAAUGAACCAAAAAAAUUGCCAGCAAAUCUGAAGGUAACUUACAUGAUUAAAGACUUAGUCCUAAAAUUUUGAGAGCUGUGGAUUUUAUGCUAAAAAAAAAAAAAAAAAAAAAAAAAGAGAGAGAUAAAAGGCAAUUUAAGUAGUUACUUCUCUAAUUACAUAAAGGAGACAUAAUGCAUACACACGUUCAUUCAGAAAACUUAUAAGAAAAUGUAAGAAAACUUUUUGUCUUAUUUUAAAAGAAGUGUUAUUUGUUCUAUAUUAAGAUAAUCUUUUUUAAAGAGUUAUUUGAAAAUAUGUGCAAUACUUUUUUUUUAAUGCAGUUUUAAUAAUGAAAAACAAAACAAAACAAAACAACUCAUUUCCACUUUUGUUUAUGUCAGUUAAAAUAUGCUUCUUGUGCUAGAACAGUGUUUCUGUGCUUGGGUUAUUUGGCCUUGAUGGCAUAUAAAUGCUAUUGUCAUUGGCAAAUCAAUAAAUUUUCUAUUAAUUAAUUUCUACAGCACUUGGAUUAGAGAAAAUUUUCCUUCCAAAAUUAAAUGUUAGGCCUCAGCUGCCUGAUUUUGUAAAGUUUUAAGCAGAGGAGGAAAAUUAAAAAUGUUUUGGAGCUGCAAUUUUUAAUAUAUGAACUGUUAAACACUUUUUUAAAAUAUAUGAUAGUCUCACUAAUAUAUCAUUAUAUCUCCAAAAGAGCAAUUCAUGAGUGGUGUUCAAAGUGAAAUUGCUGCUAUUUUUGGAAAGGGACUCCCAGUCAUUCUAAAACAAAAACAUAUUCAUUUACUUUUUAUUGGCCUGCAAAUAUUCACAACUAGCCUGUUGUAUUUUUAGAACAGUACAUUACAAAAUUUUAAGUAUUUGUGACUUGAAAAUACAAUUCCUUAGAAGCCUUAAAAAUGGCACUGUACUGAGUUUUAGUUGGCUCUGACAGUGAUUUAACUCCCAAAGCCACCGUCCUUUUUCUGCUCAGCCCUUGAAGUCGUGUAAUCCAGAGUGACUAAGACGCUGUGAUUUAACUCUGCACCCCCUGCACUGCCUGCACAAUGCCAAGGAAAAGACCCCAGCAGAUUGCUGUGGUCCUACUGCUGCCUCUCUUGCUCCUGUGCGUGGUGGGAAGCAGACUGAAUUGCAUUUGUGCAUCCAGCUAAACAAGCUUAGUUAGGUUGAGGCCCUACAAGGGUUGAGUGAUGAAAAUAAUCACAACACGUGUCCAUGAAUUUACAAGCUCAACACUGUAAUUACUAAUUCUGCAGUGUAACAAUGCAGAAUGUGGGAAGAAUUGUCUAAAUACACAAUAAGCCAUUUAAUUUUGCUAAUUGUAGCAAUUAGACUAGCUUGCAUGAAGCCCGUGCUCUCAGCAGAAAGCCAAAUGGAGUAAGUGGCAAGCAGCCAUUUAUAUACCAGAGACAUUAUGUUUUGAAACCCUCCCUUGAUUGUUUAUAGAGCUAGGUCUUUCCAUUACAGCAUUGAAUCCAUUCCUCUUUAUUCUGAUAAAACAGAUAAAGUUCAAAAUGAGAAUAGAUUCUUUUAAAUCUGGGAAUAAA